Molecule: messenger RNA, 2070 nt
Organism: Lactuca saligna
Lineage: Eukaryota; Viridiplantae; Streptophyta; Magnoliopsida; Asterales; Asteraceae
Source: the annotation of a GenBank genome assembly
AUGUACGACACUGAACUUAGAUUCUUUUUUUCUUCAGCCACUGAGUUCGAAGUUGCUUAUUACUCCUUCUGGUGUUUGGACGUUCAUGUAAGGAAGUUCACUGAGGAUAUGGGGUAUAGAAGUAACAUUGUUCCAGGAGAGCUUCCUGGCUAUGGUGCAAUAUUCAUGUCCAAUUCAGGAACAAAAAAAGAGUGUUUCCAACGUAAGUUAUUUGGGCUACCUUUAGCUCAGUCUGAUUUUGUGUUGCAUGUGAAAAAAGGAAUGUUUCUAUUCCUUUUUGAGUUUGAAAAGAGGCAACUACAUGGUGUAUUUCGUGCUACCUCUAAUGGUGAAAUCGACAUUGAACCCCAUGCAUUUAGAUCAUCACAAAAAUCCUUUCCUGCUCAGGUGCCCUUUACUUCUGUAUGGAAUUGCUAUCCACUAUAUGAACAUGAAUUCAAGGAUGCUAUUAGAGAUAAUUACUUCUCAUGGAAGAAGUUCAAAUUUGGUUUGUCUAAGCAUCAGGUAGAUGAACUUUUGAGAUUAUUCCAUUCCAAAAGAAUAUCUAAAAACAACCCUCCCAGAACUUGCUUGAGAUAUGAUGAUAACUCAGGAAAGAGAGACUCAAGAUAUGGUGAUAAUAGGAAAAAGGUUAGAGAGAGGAUGAAAUUUAUAGAAGAAAAAAAUGGUCAUGGUUUUGAAAUUGAUGAAGUUAAAGAAAUAGAUAAUCAGGGCUAUAAGACUCUUAUGAAGAAAAGAGCACAUAAAGAUAACAAAGAGGUGCUCUUAACAAAUCGUAUGAAGGAAAUCGAUGAUUUUGGUGAUUGUGGUUAUAGGAAGUUAGAUAAACGCCUUGAUCAUACAUUAAGGGGAUUAAGAAGAGUGAGUGAUGAAAGUUUGCAUUUUCAGUGUGAUAUAAAUAAUGGGAAUAAAAACUUUUUGGUAGAUUGUAUUGCCUACAAAAAGAAAUAUAGGGAUUACAGUAGAGUACAAGAUGAAUACCAUGUUAUUGAUGAUUUCAGUGAAAAUCAUUCAGCACUGGAUAACCUUGGUAAUAGCCCUAACAAAGGAACUCAAAAGAUUGUUGAUGGAUGGUUUUUUCCAACAGUAGAAAGUCAACAAAGAAGGUUGACCAAUCACCCUAAAGGGGUCACUCUCACUACUGAUGUUUGUCAAAACCCUAAUUAUGAGCCAAGAACACCAUCAUUUGAACCAAGAAAGGAAGAUUUUGGGAUAAAACUUUGUUCUGAUGAAGAAUUUGACUUGAAAAAUGCCAACCAAAAUCUUUCAGAUUUUAUCCCUGUUUCAGAAGCAUCCAAACAUUUUCAAAAUCGUUUUGAAGCUAACAAUAUCGAAAACUCAUAUGAACGCAAGUUUCUGAAUUUAACAUCUUGUGAUCCUUCAAUUUAUCCAAGUGAAACAAUUCCACCACAUUUUAGAAAACCUAGAAGCAAAAAAUAUGUGCGUAAAGCUAGUGUUUUUGAUCACUUAAAUUCGGCUCCAAAACCACUAAUCCAUAAACAAGAACAUGAAAGUGAUGAAAAAAGUGAGCUAGAUGCAUCGACAAUGUUGGAGAAAGUUGUAAGAGAAGAAAAAGAAUCAACUUUUGAACAAGAUGAUAAGAAUGUAGAUUAUGAGGCUUUAAAGAAGGAAUCCGAUGUGAAGGUAGAGUGUGAAGGAAUAGAUAUAGUUGAGGAAACAAGGGUUGUGGAUUUUAAACGUCGCAAGAGAACAAACAAGAAGAAUCUUGAUGAUGAAUUUAAAGAAAAUAACACAUCAGGGACAGAUUCGGAUGUGGGGAUGUGUUGUAAGCGUAGGAGACUUGUUAGACCAGUUUUUGUUAAAAAAGAGUUGAAUGUUUCUAAUGAUGAAAAUGUACCUUUGAAAGAUGAUUCCUCUUUAAGAAAAGCAUGCGAAAGUGUGAAAAAGAUUGAAGGUCAGAAACAUAAUAUUGAAAGUUGUUUGCAAGUUGAACAAAAUGGAAAUGCAAUAGAUUCGGAAAAACAAGAAGAGAUAUGGGGCUUUGAUGACAUGGCGUGGGUAGUUUCGUCUAAAUACGAGCACAAGAUGUGUGGUUGGAUCGAUGAGUGA